CUUCUCUCUCUCUCACAUUCUGUAUUGCUUUUUUCUCUGUGAACAAACAAAGUUGCUAUUCUCUCUCCCUCUCUCCAAACCGGGUUGGUGGAUAUAAAGAGAAUAUUGGGUGCAAGAAAAAUAAUGCUUAAAAAUUGUUUCUUUUUCCUUUCUUCUUAGAAGAGUCUGAUCUUUUCAUCUCCUAAACCCAGACCGUAAUUUGGAAUUGGGUUUACGGGGAAUUGGGUGAUAGCUAUGGCGCCAGGUCCUAUUGAGUCGGCAUUGCCGGAAUCAUCGUCGUCGUCGUCGUCGUCUUCCGGCGCUAACUCUGUUGUUGAGAGAUCUGUGGUUGAGGAUCUUCGUUUCAAGGAGCUGAGAGGUGUGCAAUGGCGCUUAAAUCUUGGGAUUUUGCCUCUUUCUUCUUCCAUUGAUGAUCUUCGCCGCGUCACAGCGGAUUGUCGACGAAGAUAUGCUAGAAUGAGAAGACGCCUUCUAGUUGAUCCACCUAAGGAUGGGAGUAGUUCUCCUGAUCUUGCCAUGGACAAUCCUCUGUCCCAGAACCCAGAAAGCACCUGGGGUCGCUUCUUUCGGAAUGCUGAGCUGGAGAAAAUGGUUGACCAGGAUUUAUCACGUUUGUACCCAGAACAUGGAAGCUACUUCCAAACACCAGGAUGUCAAGGCAUGCUGAGAAGAAUCUUGUUAUUGUGGUGUCUCAGACAUCCAGAGUGUGGUUACAGACAAGGAAUGCAUGAACUCUUGGCUCCUCUUCUAUAUGUUCUUCAUGUUGACGUGGAGGGUCUAUCUCAAGUGCGAAAGCUAUAUGAAGAUCACUUCACUGAUAAAUUUGAUGAUCUAUCUUAUCAUGAAAAUGAUUCGACUUACAAUUUUGAUUUAAAAAACCUUCCUGAUUCCAUGGAAGAUGAGGAUAGCUUGCAGGGAGAUGCAUCAAAAGUUAAGAGUCUGGAUGAGCUUGAUCCCAAGAUACAGACCAUUGUAAUGCUCAGUGAUGCUUAUGGUGCUGAAGGUGAAUUGGGUAUUGUCUUAUCCGAGAAAUUUAUGGAACACGAUGCAUACUGCAUGUUUGAUGCGUUAAUGAGUGGGGUCAACGGUUCAGUUUCUAUGGCAGAAUUCUUCUCUCCCUCCCCUGCUGUUGGCUCUCAGACUAGCUUACCUCCUGUCAUUGAAGCAUCUGCUGCAUUGUAUCAUUUGCUGUCUCUUGUUGAUUCAUCUCUACACAGCCACCUUGUUGAGCUUGGUGUUGAACCCCAGUAUUUUGCACUCCGCUGGUUAAGGGUUUUAUUUGGACGUGAAUUUUCACUUGCAAAUCUAUUGAUAAUUUGGGAUGAGAUAUUUCUGUCUGAUAAUCGUAAAUUAGACAAAGGUGGUGAAGAUGAUGCAGGAUCCAGCUUUAGCAUCCUUAGUUCACCUCGAGGAGCAUUUAUUUCAGCCCUGGCAGUUUCCAUGUUACUUCAUUUGAGAUCUUCCCUUCUUGCCACAGAGAAUGCAACUGCAUGUCUUCAACGGUUACUAAACUUUCCUGAGAAUAUUGAUUUAAAGAAACUGAUACAGAAGGCAACAUCAUUGCAGGCUCUUGCUUUGGAGAACAAUAGCUCAUCCUCAUUUCCUUCAUAUAUGGGGCCAUAUGAGCACAGUAAAUCAAAGGCUGUGAGAAGUCAUAGUCUUUCAAUCGACUCCGUUUCUCCAAAAACUCCAUUAAGUUUGGUAAAUGAAAGCUACUGGGAAGAGAAGUGGAGAGUUCUGCACAGGGAAGAAGAACUUAGGCAAGAUAUUUUGAAACAACAGGUUCCCAGCCAGAAGAAGCGAUGGACUGAAAAAGUAAAAUUGAGCCUAUCUAGAUCAGAAUCUGCCCCAUCUCCAGCAAAAUGUGAGAGUGGCAAAAAGACCCCUAGGUUUGCUGUUAGACGAAAGUUGCUGGAAGACCUCUCGAGAGUGCUCAGCUCAGAGGAAGAUAUUGAGAAAUUAGGCACUCACAAAGACAAAGGCUCUUCAGAAGUUGUGGUUAACAAAGAAGAUGGUGUCAGUAAGGAUCUUACUUCUGCAAAUGAAGACAGAUGUUUGAAUGGAAGUCCAGCUAGUGAAGAGAACUCAUUUGUUGGCUCAUAUCCAGCAAGUCCUCUGAGUGGGGCAAAUGAUGAACCUGAAUCAGAGAAAAGUAGUGUUGGAUCAAACUUAUCCAUUGAUGAAAAUAAUGAUAAUCCAAAUGAUGAUAAUCCACAGUGUGUAUCAGAAGGCCCACCUCGUCCGGUUUCUGAUCCAGCUGAGGGUGUCUCUCAAGCAUCCGAGUGCAGCAAUCAUUCAACGGGGAAUUCAGUGACAGGAAAGGAACGAAAGCUUCUUUCUGGUAAAUUCCAGAGGUUUUGGAAGUUGGGAUGGAGUGCAGCUGGUGAAGGCACGUCCGAGAAAGGGGGCAACGCCCUUGACGCUACAAAAUCUAUCAGGAGUGAUGUUGGUCAGAAUGCAGCAAGCUCUUCUAUGGCUGAAGGGUUCAAUUCUGUAGUUAGCUGCAAAGGGGAAACUGUGGACCAGAAUAGGACGGGUACUUUGAGGAAUCUUGGGCAUUCUAUGCUUGAUCAUAUACAGGUAAUCGAGUCUGCUUUCCAGCAAGAUCGAGGUGUUCAAGUGGGAUCAGUCGAGAACUGUUCAAAAAAUACUUUAGUUGGCAAAGGACAAGUAACGGCCAUUGCAGCUCUCAAGGAGCUUCGGAAGAUCAGCAAUCUUUUGUCAGAAAUGUGAGGUCCGUUAUUCAUAGUCGACUGUAUAUACAUUUUGUAAUUAAUUCUUUUUAGUGCCAAAUAAAUUGAGUUGUAUCCGCCUUUUUCCUCUUCUGCUAUCCAAGUUUUGGCAUUGACAGACAGGUGUGUAAAUAUGAGUUUUUUGUAAUAACCUUAUGAAAGUAAAUGUAUGAUAACGCCAAAGUUUGUUCGAGUGGAAUAGAA
This is a messenger RNA of Rosa rugosa (rugosa rose), 2936 nucleotides long. RefSeq lists its product as uncharacterized. The record is from RefSeq and is a predicted model, not a curated record. The coding region runs from base 235 to 2733 and encodes 832 amino acids. Lineage: Eukaryota; Viridiplantae; Streptophyta; Magnoliopsida; Rosales; Rosaceae. The transcript has 6 exons. Gene Ontology annotation, biological process: activation of GTPase activity. Gene Ontology annotation, molecular function: GTPase activator activity.